AUGAAUAUUGCAGAUUUGGAAGCGACCAAUAGCACAGUUGUUUCUGCUUCUAUAGUAACUCCGGAAGUUUAUAGGCUGUGUAUUGAGAUACUUCAAGUGCCACUGUUUUUCUUCGGCAUCUUUGGAAUCUUCAGCAACGGUUUCAACAUUAUGGUGUUCGCCAAGCAAGGGGUAGCCUCAGACAGCACCACCGUAUCCCUUGUCGCCCUCUCACUCUCGGAUUUGCUGGGCUGCGCCUUCAUGCUGCCCCAGCCCGUGUGCUUUUACCUCAAGAGCACCUCGGACUCGGGCGCCGCGCUGGAGCACAACUGCUUCGCCCUGACUACGAUGACCUGCACGUACACUCACAUCAUCUGCAGCAAAGUCACGUGUUUCAUCACGGCCUACAUCUCGGUCGAGCGGGCCGUCAGCGUCGUUUUCCCGCUGCAGGUCAAGCGGAUCAUACGAAUGCAGAGCACCGUGACUAUCAUCAUCGCGAUAUUCAUCGUUGCCGUAGCUCUGCACGCGCCUUACGCAGCCAGUAUUGAGAUGGUCUGGGGUUCUACAUUUGACAACAGCACAGUCGUCACGCUCAGAGUUACAGCCCUUGGCAAGUUGUUCAACGCGAUCAACAAUAUUUUAAUCGCCAUGGUUUUAACGACCGCGUCGAUGGUAACCGUUGCCAUAGCGACCGUCGUAAUGAUAUCACGCGUUCAUGUCUCGGUGAAAUGGCGUCUAGGUCACGCGAGAAACGGGAAUUCCUUUUUAGCCAACGCCAAGGCAUCGGACAAAAACGACUGCACGAAAAUGAGCGGGAAAAUGUCCUCUAAAAAUAUAGAAAUGUGCAAGACAGUUAUGGGUAUCAUGACACUUUUUCUCGUCUGCUCUGCCUGCAGCCAUAUUCCAGCCAUGGCUGUACUAUCACUACCCGGCAUGUCAAGCUAUGGCGUUAACAGAUACUUGUAUGAAAUCUUCUACACGAUGAAGUUUGACUUUGACCUCAUCAACUCUUCGGCCAAUAUGUUGUUUUAUAUAAAGAUAAGUUCCAGAUAUAGACAGACAAUGGUUCACAUGCUUGGAAAGUUCAAGUCUGAGCCUCGCACUUUGAAUAUGAAGUGA
Messenger RNA from Biomphalaria glabrata, 1098 nucleotides. RefSeq lists its product as uncharacterized. Gene Ontology annotation, molecular function: G protein-coupled receptor activity. Gene Ontology annotation, biological process: G protein-coupled receptor signaling pathway. The record is from RefSeq and is a predicted model, not a curated record. Bases 1 to 1098 code for a protein of 365 amino acids. Gene Ontology annotation, cellular component: membrane. NCBI's taxonomy places the organism in Eukaryota, Metazoa, Mollusca, Gastropoda, Planorbidae. The transcript has a single exon.